GAUUAAUUUGCCUCGCAAUGAUCCUAACACAUCACUCGAUAUUUUUUAUAUAAUAGUCCUAGAGAAUCUUCUCACUAUGUAGUCAACUAUGGAGUUCUCUAAUACCCAGCUUCGCAUCCUCAUUGAUGAACGAAAAAAUAGAAAUGUGGAGUAUCACACUACUACAAAUAAAAAGAAGUAUCUCUUUUGGAACGAGAUUGCGGAAAAAAUAAAUGAUCAAGAAAAUACUAAUUACUUCACUGGUGACGCCUGCCAUAAAAAAUUCUUAGGUCUUACGAAAGCUUUUUACACAGCGGAAAAAUAUAAAGAAGGUACUGGAACGAAAAGAAGUUUAGUUGGCGAAGAAAUUUACGAAGAGUUCUCAACGAUGUUCUGGUUAAAACCAGAACUUCCAUUCGAGCAAGUGCGUAAUGAAAAUGUUAGGUCAAGUAGUGCGAAUUCUCCUGAGGCAUCAUCCUCUUCAAUCUCACCUAAACGGCCCAAAGGGAAAUCAAGUUCUGAGCAACAACCAUUGGAAAAAGCUGUCAAGGAGUCACCUACCAUUGGCGCCUCUGGCAAAUCAUCAUCACUCGCAACAUCAUCAAAUCCUGCCGAAACACCUAAUAUUUCCAGACCCGUAACCCCAACAAUUCCUUCUUUUUCGCAAAAUGCGAACGUGAUCAAUGUCACUUUUAAUUAUGGCGGUGCAUCAGAAGAUGAUUAGAGUUUUUUUCAUUAAUUUAGUAUAGUAAAUUUAGAAUUUUAUUGUUUUAUCAUGUGGUAUUGGACGCAGUAGAAAAAACAAAUGUUAUAUAAUAAAAGUCUUGGGGAUUGUGCUACAUUUGCAGAUUUGCAGUAAUACAAAUGAAUUAUUUACUAUGUAAUGGGCUAUUGAGUAGUCUGUUUUGAAAUUUCUUCUAGCAAGUUCCAGUUGUUAUAAUUUCACGAUCACGAGUGGAGUAUUCAGAAAGUAUAAAAACCCCCUCCUUUCGCUCAUCAUAACAUUUUCCCAUAAAUUACUUCUCAAAAAAUAAUACUAAUGGAAUC
Rhizophagus irregularis DAOM 181602=DAOM 197198 is the source of this 1026-nucleotide messenger RNA. RefSeq lists its product as uncharacterized. NCBI's taxonomy places the organism in Eukaryota, Fungi, Glomeromycota, Glomeromycetes, Glomerales, Glomeraceae. The record is from RefSeq and is a predicted model, not a curated record.